Molecule: messenger RNA, 2534 nt
Organism: Mangifera indica (mango)
Lineage: Eukaryota; Viridiplantae; Streptophyta; Magnoliopsida; Sapindales; Anacardiaceae
Product: protein indeterminate-domain 5, chloroplastic-like
Exons: 3
Coding region: 394-2199 (601 amino acids)
Cellular component (GO): nucleus
Molecular function (GO): DNA-binding transcription factor activity
Source: RefSeq, a predicted model, not a curated record
AAAAAAAAAAGCUUCUGGGUAUAUGUGUUGGUUUAUCUGCAUGACACCAAUCAGAGAACAACCUUUGUUUAAAUUUUGGUACUUAAAAUUACUGAAGUAUAGAGAAAACCUAACUCCUUUUUUUUUCUUUCUUUCUUACUCUCUCUGCACCUUCUCUCUUUGAUUUCAGCUUUUCCUCCAGAUGUUUCCUUUAUUUUUACUUCUCAUUAAGCAAUACUCAAAAGCUUGAAUAUAUAGCCCUCUUUCGUCUUUUUGAGAUAUGAUUUCAGAGAAACAUCAAUAUUUUAAUGUAUGGUUUUGUGGUUUCUAGAUUUCAGAGAUUAAUUGGCUAGCUACUACUGAGAAUAUAGAAGAACAAGCUUGAAGAAGAAGAAGUAAAGGUUGUAUACUAAUAUGUCUGCGUCUUCUUCAGCUACCUUUUUUGAAAAUAGAGAAGAAGUUCAAAGUCAGCUGAAGCUGCAGCAUUCCUCAACACCAACUUCAUCUUCAGCUCCAGCUGCACCCACCCAGAAGAAAAAGAGAAACCAUCCUGGAAUACCAACAGAUCCAGAUGCGGAGGUGAUAGCACUAUCUCCCAAGACCCUAAUGACAACAAACAGGUUCAUAUGUGAGGUAUGCAAUAAAGGGUUUCAAAGGGAGCAAAACCUACAACUCCACAGAAGAGGACACAAUUUGCCUUGGAAGUUAAAGCAGAAGACUAAAAAGGAAGUGAAGAGGAAAGUGUAUUUGUGCCCUGAGCCCACAUGCGUCCACCAUGACCCAUCUAGAGCUCUUGGUGACCUUACUGGCAUAAAAAAACAUUACUCUAGAAAACAUGGUGAGAAGAAAUGGAAGUGUGAGAAGUGUCCUAAGAGAUAUGCUGUUCAGUCUGAUUGGAAAGCUCAUUCUAAGACUUGUGGUACUAGAGAAUACAGAUGUGACUGUGGUACUCUUUUCUCGAGGCGUGACAGUUUCAUCACACAUAGAGCCUUCUGUGACGCACUGGCUCAAGAGAGUGCAAGGCACCCUCCCAGUUUGAGCACCAUUGGCAGCCAUUUAUAUGGAAGUAGCAACAUGGACUUUGGCUUAUCACAAAUGGGUCCUCACAUUUCCUCAAUACAAGACCAAAACACUCAAUCUAAUGACAUUUUACGGCUCGGUGACGGCUCACGGUCCACGCACUUUGACCAUCUCCUCCCUCCAUCCAUUGGGUCUUCGUCAUCAUUUCGACCUCAACAAGCUAUGGUUUCUCCUACCUUUUUCAUGCAAGAACCGAAUCGGAAUUACCGUGACGAGCACCAAUCUCAACAAUACUUGUUGCCAAACAAACCAUUCCAUGGAUUCAUGCAUUUUUCUGAUCUUCCAAACACUACAAGUAACUCAACUUCCUCAGCCAAUCUCUUCAACCUCAGCUUCCUUUCCAACAGUAGCACUGCUGGCAGCUUAAAUAACAGCAAUAAUGCUAACAACACCCAUGGAAAUCUGCAAUCUUCAAGUUUAUUGAUCUCCGGUCACUUCAGCAACGAAAAUGGCACAACUGGUGGUGGUGUUGAAGGGUCCAACGUCUUCUCAAACAACUUUAUCAACGACCGAAUCAGCUCCGGCGCCCCUUCCCUUUUCAGUUCAUCAGUUCAAAGCGAUAAGAUAGUCCCUCAUAUGUCCGCCACAGCACUUCUCCAAAAAGCUGCUCAAAUAGGUUCAAGUUCAAGCAAUAAUACGGUAUCAUUACUAAGGAGUUUGGGCAGCCCUUCUUCAAGCGGUAACAAGGCCAACUUCGGUAGCAUUUUUGCCGACAAUGACAACAACCUUCAUGACUUAAUGAACACAUUCACUGUGGGUAAUUCUUUAAUUUUCGGAACCGGAUCUGGAGAAGUGAACGCAUAUAAAAGUGGACAUGGUCAAGAACAAAAUCCUUAUAGCGGGUACAAUGCAAACAGAGCUAGUAUAGACCCGGAUAAGCGUUUUGGCAACAUGGAUGAAGCGAAAUUGUACCGAAAUUUGAAUGCCGGCAUUGGUGGGUCUGAUGGAAUGACAAGAGACUUUCUUGGAGUAGGGCAAAUUGUGAGAAGCAUGAGUGGAGGAUUUUCGCAAAGAGAACAGCAACAACAUCAACAUGGAAUUGGUCUGAUCUCCUUGGAUUCAGAGAGAAACAUGGCAGCAGUGCCGACAAGCCAAUCUUUUGGAGGAGGAGGUGGGAGUUUUCAGUCAAGAAAAGGAUGAGUUAAAGUACAGGUACAUAUGGUGACGCGUAAAAAAAGAAAAUGAUUUAUCUCUGAUUAAAAGUAAAUCUGGAUUUCAUAGGUCAGUGUGCCUAAAUGGUUAUGACUGUCGAAUGUUAAAAUAAUGGAGGUAAUAUUUCUGAUUUCUUCUGACACAUUGUGUUUCAUGGGUCAGUCGUGAGUUGGAGUACAUAUGAUUUUGUUUCUCUUGUCUUUUUGUUCUUAUUUUCUUUGUCCUGUAAUUUCUUGUUCGUUUUCGUUUUCGUUUUGAGCUGGCAGAGUCACGAGAGCUGCCAUUCUUCAUAGGAUGCUCUUCAAGUAUCUUCCAUUCUUGCC